Messenger RNA from Pristis pectinata (smalltooth sawfish), 3348 nucleotides. RefSeq names its product solute carrier family 35 member E3 (gene slc35e3). The transcript is spliced from 5 exons. The record is from RefSeq and is a predicted model, not a curated record. Gene Ontology annotation, molecular function: nucleotide-sugar transmembrane transporter activity; antiporter activity. Gene Ontology annotation, cellular component: Golgi apparatus. The coding region runs from base 214 to 1158 and encodes 314 amino acids. NCBI's taxonomy places the organism in Eukaryota, Metazoa, Chordata, Chondrichthyes, Rhinopristiformes, Pristidae.
CUCAAGGCGGAUUUGGCACUUCUGAAGGAGAAGGUUCAGCGCCUUUGGGGGCGGGAACGGGGACGCUCCGCCCUCCCGUCCCAUCACUCGCUGUGCUCCAGCAGUCGAGCGGCAGCGUGGGUGGGUUGGCAAUGGUUGGGAGGUAGCGCGGCGCGGGUCUCCAUUUUUCCCAUUGCCAGGGCGGGUGGGCGAGGCCUCGGGGAGGGCCAGGCCAUGGCGGCCCUGGAGGUUCUGAAGCUGCGCGGCAGCGGGCGCUUGGCGCUCGGGCUGCUGAUCAACCUGACGGCCUCCAUCUGCAUCGUCUUGGUCAACAAAUGGAUCUACGUGGAGUACGGCUUCCCCAACAUGAGCCUGACCCUGGUGCACUUCGUCAUGACCGGCCUGGGCCUGUGGCUCUGCCAGGCGCUCGGCGUCUUCUGCCCCAAGAGCCUGCGGCCCAGCCGGAUCCUGCUGCUGGCGCUCAGCUUCUGCGGCUUUGUCGUCUUCACCAACCUGUCCCUGCAGAACAACACCAUCGGCACCUACCAGCUGGCUAAGGCCAUGACCACGCCGGUCAUCAUAGGCAUCCAGACCUUCUACUACAGGAAGACCUUCUCCACCAGGAUAAAACUAACAUUGAUCCCUAUUACGUUGGGUGUAGUUCUGAACUCUUACUUUGAUGUGCAGUUUAAUUUUCUAGGAAUACUUUUUGCAACUCUUGGUGUUUUGGUUACUUCUCUAUAUCAAGUGUGGGUAGGAGCCAAACAACAUGAACUACAGGUGAAUUCUAUGCAGCUCCUAUACUACCAGGCUCCAAUGUCCUCUGCCAUUCUUAUGUUUGUUGUUCCCUUUUUUGAACCAGUGAUUGGAGAGGGAGGAAUUUUUGGAAAAUGGUCUGGUACAGCAUUGAUGAUGGUACUGCUUUCUGGAAUAAUUGCCUUCCUGGUGAAUUUGUCAAUUUACUGGAUCAUUGGAAAUACCUCACCUGUUACAUAUAAUAUGUUUGGACAUUUCAAGUUCUGUAUCACCCUUCUUGGAGGAUACAUUUUGUUUAAAGAUCCUCUUUCAAUUAAUCAAUGUUUGGGAAUUUUGUGUACAUUAUGUGGCAUUUUAUGUUACACACAUUUCAAACUUGGUGAACAAGAAGAAGAAAAGAGCAAAUUGGCACAAAGGCCAUAAGAAACCUCUUCUAACACAUAUAAUAUUUUUAAUGUGCUGCUAAUUAGCUCUUGAUCUUAGAUAUUUCAUAAGUAUUACAUCACUGAUAAAGUGGAAGACUAGCAAUUAAAUACUACAAUUUUAAUCACAGGAAGGAGUUUGCAUUUCAUUAAAAUUUCAGUUUUCAUGUGCCAUCAUUGUAUUUAAGCAUUGCCUAUUUUUAAGAAUGAUCUUUACUGAUAGCCUGAAUAAACUGGACCCGAUGCAGGACGUCUUUAGAAUUAUAGAAAUUCAUGGGACAAUGGGCCAUUUGGCCCACCGUGCCCAUUGCCAAACAAAGUUAGAGCUAUUUAGUUUAUUCCCAAUUCCCAACUCUUUCUGCAGCCUUGUAGAAUAUAUCUCUUUGAGUGCUCAAACAGGUACUUUUCAAAUGUGAUGAGGGUUUCUGCCUCCCUUUCAGGUACAGAGUUCCAGACUUCAUUAUUUUCCUCACUUCCCCCUUCUAAUCCUGCCAAUUUACUAAAUCUGUGUCCUCUAGCUACCAGUUUCUUUGUCAAGGGAAAUUGGUCCUUCCUCUUCACCUUGUCCAGGCCUCUCUAAAUUUAAUCAGCUCAAUUAAAUUAACCUCCCCAUCUCCUUUGUUCCAAAUAAAACAACCUAAUCAGUCUCUCAACCAUAAUUUUCCAGCCCUGGCAACACUCUCAAAUCUCUAGGCCUGCUAGGGCUAGCAAAUGUUUGCUCUGGUUGGGUGACUCGAACUUUACAUGGUACUCUGGCUGUUUUAUGCAGUUCUACAGAACAGUCUAUUUGGAAGUAUGUUACUCAUGCCUUUAGUGGACUAACCUUGCAUCUAUAAAGUUCCUGAAUGAAUUUCUUUAAAAAUCAAAUGUUGUUUAAUCAUGUAUUUUCUGAUAAUGGAUACUUUCAAUUUAUGAUUUAAUAUUUUCAGACAUCUGAAACGUAUUUUGAAUGUCUAAAGUGCUGCGCAUUUUAUCAAUGAGGAUUGACAACAGAUAAAUAAUCUGGUUUUAUUGGUCUUAGUAACUGAGUGUAAUAAUUAAAUGAGUUGGCAUCAGUGUUGUGAUUUGUGGGCAAAGUUUGCAAGUUCCCUCUACAUGAAACAUCUUUAAUACAGAAUUUACAAAAGGGGAGGAAAGUAAUUCAUAUCCAUAUUGGAAUAGGUGGCCAGCCAAUAAGUACAAAUUAGAAAAUAUAGAAUCACUGUGGCUUUUUGGGGUGACAUAUACUGUGCAUCCUUUUAAGUUACAUGCAUCAGUCUGACAGCAACAGGCAAUUAACACUUGGAAUCUAUUCAGAAUUGAUUACAAUUAUGCAAUAAUAGAAAGUACAAUUUAUAAAAAAAUUCUUCUAAUCUAGCCCACUAUAAUUUUAACUGGAAAUGAUUUGGAAGGGAGGUAGUUUUGACCUCUCUAAAAAUAAUUGAUUGCAAUUGGCAUUAGAAAAAAUAUCAGCUAUUGAGCCAAGCUAUAACAGAAGGCUACUUAGUAAUAUUUGGGAUUGCUUGGCUUGGUUACACCAGCUGGUUCCUGGAACAUUGCAAGUUAAAAAUAAAACUUUUGGAACAGUUUUUAAACAAAGCUUUACAUUAUUAUAAUUCAUUGGCCAAAAAUCCAAGAGUGUACCAUUCUGUUUACUUGGUUUACACUGUCCAUUCAUUAGCCUCUGUGGAAAAAUAUUGAAUUUUAUGCAAGUAUCUGUAACAGUAAUCUGCUGUUGACAAGAAAUCUACUAGCCAGUAAAUAUCUUCUACUGUUUUUUUUAAAAAAUCUACUAAGUUGGUUAAACACAAAACAGCAGAGAACAUUGCAUAUAAAUUUGCUUUCCAUGUGAUACAAGUGCUUUUGAUAUUUCAGACUCAUUAAAAAAAUCUAAUUUAAUCACUAUCAUCAGUCCGUCAUUUUCCAUAUACACUAUUAGUUCUUUAAUGACCAAACUGAAUUUUAUUUUGCUACCUUUUACAACUUUAAUAAUAAAACUGUUUAAAAACAUUUUCUAAAUGUUUUUCUCAGUGCUGUGUAUUGCUAAAGUGAUAAACCCAAGGGAACAAAUGCAUUUUUGUUUAAAAGUAAAGAUAUUGUGUGAAACUUGACUGUUUGCAUACUUUAACUGUAAUACAGAUUAAAGAAAGUGUAGGCUUUAAGCCUGUGAUGUUUACAAUGUUACAAUGUCUAUAAAAUAUUAUAUUCAUAU